Messenger RNA from Cajanus cajan (pigeon pea), 984 nucleotides. Its product is annotated as kunitz type trypsin inhibitor 104. The record is from RefSeq and is a predicted model, not a curated record. NCBI's taxonomy places the organism in Eukaryota, Viridiplantae, Streptophyta, Magnoliopsida, Fabales, Fabaceae. Gene Ontology annotation, molecular function: endopeptidase inhibitor activity.
CAGAUAACUCAUGUCGGACUUUUACUCAUGAACGUACCACGCGUACGGCAUGCACCACACCACACCCUAUAAAUACCCUCCCUCACAACCUCAAAACCACACACAUCAUCAUCAUCAUCACAAAACCCAUAAACCCUCUCACCAAACCUUCAUUCACAACACAACACAACACAACACAUUUCUGCGAUCAUAGCUAUUAUGUCGAUGAAGUUGUGGGCUUCUCUCACCCUUGCGGUGUGGCUAAUCACUGCCACGUCAUCACUGGCACAAUCCAACUACGUUCUCGACACAAACAACGAACCCCUCGAAAGCGACGAGGAGUACUACAUAAGGCCAGCGAUAACGGACAACGGAGGCCGUUUCACCUUGAUCGACCGAAACGGCACGUGCCCUCUGCACGUGGGCCUCGAAAACACCGACACGCCACAGGGCUACCCCGUGAGAUUCACCCCUUUCGCCACUGACGACGACGACGUGAGGGUUAAUAGGGAUCUGAGAGUGACGUUCGUGGAAGUUUCCUCGAUCUGUGUGCAAACCACCGAGUGGAGGGUGGGUGAGAACGACACCACGACUGGGAGGAGACUCGUUGUAACUGGAAGAGACAAUAGAACAGGAUCGUAUAGUAACUAUUUCAGAAUAACACAAAACGGAACAUUGUAUAACAUCGAGUGGUGCCCUACGGAAGUGUGCCCUACUUGUAGGUUCAUCUGUGGCACUGGUGGCAUUCUGCGUGAGAAUGGGAGGAUUUUGUUUGCCUUGGAUGGUACUCCUCUCCCUGUUGUGUUUCAGAAGAAGGAUGAUUAGUUUCAACAUUGUGGGGUUUACACUUGUUCAUGACAAGUUGUUUUCAUGGUAAUAAAAUAAGGAAUUGACAUAUACGGAGGGAGCUAUGAUCAUUCAUUUUCAUGGGAUGAAAUAAAGAUACAUGUAUUCAGUUUUCUGUUAUUGAUUUCUACAAUAAAAAGCUUCUUAUUGUUACGUGUA